UAUAACAAUUAAAAGGAAAAUAUAAGCCAUUAGUAUUAUUCAGUAACAACAAGAAUCAUUGAACUAGUCAACGCUUACAUUCAAAUAUAAUAUAUAUUGUGUGUAUUGUGUUGCAUAUUUUAUAACACAUCUUCAAUUAUUUACAUAUAAUAUCAUUCCUUUCUAAAGUCUUCUAUAGCACAUGAUGAUUAAAAAAAUGUCCGAGACUCACCCUAUAACAAUACUCAUAAUUUCCGUUGACAUUUCACAUACUCAACUCAUAGAUUCAAGGAGAGGAGAUGUAUGGUGAAAUUGAAAGGUUCAUCAAAGUGUGGAUUUCAGCCAUCUUAGGUUUAUGUUAUUGUUAUUACAUAGCUGCAAGAAUACCAAAGGGCUUCUUGAGACUUCUCUCCCUUCUCCCUAUUCUCUACCUCUUCAUCAUCCUUCCCUUGAACAUCUCUUCACCUAACUUAGUUGGAUACACUUCCUUCUUCCUUGUUCAACUUGGCAUUUUCAAGCUCCUACUUUUUUCCUUCAACAAAGGCCCUCUUGCCCUAUCACCCCCAAACAUUGUCCAUUUCAUCUCCAUAGCUUCCCUCCCCAUCACCCCAAAACAACAUCCACCAACCAAUAAAAAUAACACCACCAACACCCAAAAGCCAAAAUGGCUAUUGCCCUUAAAAUUGCUUAUUUUUGCAAUGAUCGCACAUUUUUAUGAGUACAAUGAAUACUUCCACCCUCAUUUCAUAUUAGUCCUCUAUUGUCUUCACUUGUACCUGCGCUUAGAGCUUGUUUUUGCUCUUAUUGCAACCCCGGUUCAAACCCUUUUUGGCUUAGAGAUAGAACCACACUUCAACGAACCCUACCUUUCAUCCUCACUUCAAGAUUUUUGGGGUCAUAGAUGGAACCUUAUGGUUACUCGUCUUCUACGCUUUAUAGUAUACAACCAUGUAAGCUGUACGAUUACGGGUUUAGUGGGUCCCUCAUGUGCCACGUCAGCUGCCAUGUUGGCCACGUUCCUUGUGUUUGGGCUUGUGCAUGAGUUAAUCUAUUAUCAUGUUACAUGUGUACCUCCCACGUGGGAAGUUACGUGUUUUUUUGUGCUUCACGGUGUGUGCACGGUGGCCGAGGUGGCUGUUAAGAAGGUGGUUCUCCGUUGUGGAUGGCGGCUGCACCGUGCCGUGUCAGGGCAACUCGUGGUGGCAUUCUUGGCUAUCUCAGUAAAUUGGCUGUUUUUUCCUCAAUUGUUGAGGAAUGAAAUGGAUAGGAAGUCUAGUGAAGAGUAUGUAAUUUUGGUGGAUUUUGUUAAGUCUAAGAUAUACCAUUAAGAAUGUUUAACUCUUGAGAGUAAACGUUAAAGGAUGAGAGAGACUUAUAAUUGUAAUAUUUACCUUAAAGGGUAAAACAUUUCGUUUUUUUUUUAAGAAUUAUUUAAUUGUGAAUAAGGCAUAUAUGUUGAAUAUGUUGAAAAAUGAUGAGUGUGACUCAACAGCUAACAUCUGAAAAUGUGCAAGUCUAAAAACAUUAAAGUAUUUUAUGUUUUUAUUGGAUUUACGUGGGUGUAUAAAAAAAUAUAUGGGUGUAUGAGUUUAGGUUUGAAGGCAAAAAAAUCUUUAUUUAAAUAUUUGAAAAAAAAAAAAGAAACUUAAUUGCACAUAGUGUUUCAAAUGAAAGACACACAUACGUGGUUUAAAAAAAAAUACCAUCUCUAUCUUGGAUUAAUGCAUUGUUCUUUCUUACAAAAUUGGAAAAAAAAAAAAAAGGAAAAGUGUGUCCCCCCUUGCAGCAAUAACAAUUAAUCUAAGGAAAAUAUCAUCCAUUAGGAGAUUUAUAAUUAAAGUGUGUCCCCCCUUGUAGCAAUAACAACUAGUUAGUAAUAAAUGAUUGAACUACUGUUACAGCUGGCUAAGUUUCCUUCUAGAUUAGUCAAAGGCAAGAUCGAGAGGCACAGAAGCGUGGCAAUUAAUUUGGGUAGCUAAUCUGCUGCCUGUAG
Messenger RNA from Glycine soja, 1972 nucleotides. Its product is annotated as probable long-chain-alcohol O-fatty-acyltransferase 1. Gene Ontology annotation, biological process: lipid metabolic process. The coding region runs from base 279 to 1307 and encodes 342 amino acids. The transcript is spliced from 2 exons. The record is from RefSeq and is a predicted model, not a curated record. NCBI's taxonomy places the organism in Eukaryota, Viridiplantae, Streptophyta, Magnoliopsida, Fabales, Fabaceae.